Aspergillus fijiensis CBS 313.89 is the source of this 593-nucleotide messenger RNA. RefSeq lists its product as uncharacterized. The coding region runs from base 205 to 537 and encodes 110 amino acids. NCBI's taxonomy places the organism in Eukaryota, Fungi, Ascomycota, Eurotiomycetes, Eurotiales, Aspergillaceae. The transcript has a single exon. The record is from RefSeq and is a predicted model, not a curated record.
GUAAUGCCUGGACUGCUUCGUAUCAUGCCGGGAUGCAGCGUUGAAGCAGUCCUCGAAUCAGUCCCCUAGUGACUUCUCUCCCACUCCACGAAGGUACUGUGGGCAUUCCUCUCUCAUAUGUCCUGUCUUCCCCGAUCGAGCAUUUUCUUUGACCAAACUAUCAUUGCGGGCACAAAGGCCAGCACAGUGUUGAUCUGACGGCGGAUGAGCGUGUUGAGCGCAACGUGUCGGAUUCGUGGAUGCCGGGGCGAAACAGCCAUCCUGAUACCAAAGCUGAUGCUUUAUAAAUUCUUGGCACUUUCGGUCACACUGCACAGAUCACGGCUAUUGAACUCUGCCUUCCGACGGUGGGAACGCCCAGGACAUCGGUGGCAGAGACCUGUCAAAUUCGCUCAGAUGGGCUUGUUAAUUCUUGUUAAUCACUCCCGGAUUAUACUCUUUGCUGUCCCGAGUUAUACCGAAGAUCUCUCCGCGUGGUUUAUCACUAGGCACACGGGCACCAUCGAUUCCUUCGAGCCUUUCGUAGAUGUUGGUUGAUAGUUCUGGACCUCUGGGCUAACGAAUCUCGUUUUUACUGGUAACCAGUGUCUGAC